Ogataea philodendri is the source of this 702-nucleotide messenger RNA. RefSeq lists its product as uncharacterized. NCBI's taxonomy places the organism in Eukaryota, Fungi, Ascomycota, Pichiomycetes, Pichiales, Pichiaceae. The transcript is spliced from 2 exons. The record is from RefSeq and is a predicted model, not a curated record. The coding region runs from base 1 to 702 and encodes 233 amino acids.
AUGUCUGAUGAUAGUUCACAUUUGCGGUCGAGGCCGUUGAAAAUCGGGGAAUUAAUUGAUAAGGAAGAUGAGUCUGACGACACCAGAUCCCCUGAGCUUUUGAUCGCUGCCGAGGCGCUUGGAGCACUCAAGAACGGUUCUGAGCAGCCAAAGACCACAAUCUUGGACAAAAUGGCUUCUCAUCCUCUGAUCUCAAACCCCAUCAACUACAUGCUGGAAAAAACCAUCAACACUUCCAGCAACAUAGUGUUGUUGGCAGACGAGAAAACGAAACGGGCCAGGUACGAACAGAGCUCAGAUGAGGUCUCUGACGAGAAAACUCAAACAGAAACAGGAACAUUACACAAAAGACCGAGACUUGAAAAAUCUGCAUCUGGAUCUCAGCUGAGCAACAGACUACCACCGCCAACUCAACCCCGAUUUGCUCGAGCGAACUCCAAUUUACGCCAGCAGGUGACCAUCUCGUCGGCCAUCUCCACACAGAAAGGUUUACAGGAUCUGACUGAGCUGAGUGUUCUGAAUCUCAACAUUGAAAGUCGUCGGCGACUGACUAUGCUGAUCAACUUUCUAAAGAUUGGCAAUACGCAGCUGAGCGAACGUAUUGAAAACCUACUUAAUGCACUGAGUGCCGAACAGGAGAAGAAGAGCGCGCGUUCUGCCAGUCCUGAGGAGAAUUCUGUGCCUACUCCUGCUCCAGUUUGA